Oryctolagus cuniculus (rabbit) is the source of this 1259-nucleotide messenger RNA. Its product is annotated as nuclear envelope pore membrane protein POM 121. The record is from RefSeq and is a predicted model, not a curated record. Lineage: Eukaryota; Metazoa; Chordata; Mammalia; Lagomorpha; Leporidae.
GGCGGCCCCCGCGCAGCCAGCGCGGGAUCCCAUGGCCUGGGCGUCCCGAGCUUUGCCAACGUCACCAACGGUCACCGUCGCCCUUCGAACUCAGCCACUGGCCGCGUUCGCAGCCUUCCUCAACUGCUGGAAGCUGAAUCCCGCAUUCGACUCAGCGACCUCCGCGCAGACCUCAUGGGUCUCCACUUGAGCAAGUACCUGCUGGCCUACCUGGGCGAGCCCCGCGCCUCGCUGCCGCCGCGAGCCGAGGAGCACCGGUCUCCGCAGCCUGGGUCUGCCCGCCGCCGACUGGUCCCGGAGCCCUGCCAAGCUUCCCUGGUGCAGGUGAAGCACUGGACCUGGGUCCGCCACUUUCCCGCUACGCCGCCCCGCCGAGACUACGCCCAGAGCCGAAGGGCGAAGGUGCCGGUGGCAUGCGGGAAUCUCCCGAGGAGGCUGCGCCCCGCGUCGCUCCAGGGGGUGAGCCUUUACCACGCACGCAUGAGCUGCAGGCAUCGCUGGCUGUGGCAGAACCGGAGCUCCCCGGUGACCGUACGCAUCUCGGCCACAUCGCGCCCGGAGAGCCUGUACAAGAGCGCCGUGACCCCGGAGCGCCCGGAUCCCUGCGCCAGGGAGACGGUGCUGAAGGCACUGAGCCAGUGCAACAAGGGCAAACGAAAAUUCGACGGCCCGCUCUGGUUUGAGACCCCGGAGCCCAAGAAAAGGAAGCAGAGCCCAGCGCGCACGCCCUCUGCCUUCAAGCCUGUGCCCAGAAACGGAGUGGUGCGCGCCUUCGUGCCCAAGCCUGGGAAGCUGAAGAGGAGUGUCCGAUCCCGGGGAACCGAGUGUGCCAGGAAGAGAGCAGCCGGGUCCUGCAGUUCUGCUGCCCCUCGGCCUGCCCUGCAGGCCGCCAGCGCCAGGAGCAGCAGCGACAAGGAGCCCAGGAGCCUGCGGCAAGGGGCCCCACCCGGCCAGGAGCGCACCCAGCCUGCUGCCCCCGGUGGCUGCUAAGACUUAGGGCUCAGCCAUCACUUCCUGGACUCAUAGCCACAGCCCUGUCAUCCUGAGCCCUGCUGGGCCCCACAAGCCACCGAGCUAGCAGGUGCCUCCCCUGCUGUGAGUGACUCAUCUGUCAACACCUCUCUUGAGCCCACCCACCCUAAAGAGACUAUUGAGAUCAGAUCCCUUGCCCAUUCCCCCACCAAUCCACUCCUGCCCCCACCCCACCCCAGUUUCCAUAGUUAAGUGCUUUAUUAUUGUAAAUAAAAAUUUUUAAAAAC